AUGACGAGAAUGCCAUUCACAUUCACCUCCGCGCCCAUUGAGCUCGCCUCUUUCCUCUCCAAUUGGUGGGACGAGAUCAACGAGAACACCCAAUGGCAGGACGGCAUCUUCUACGCUCUCUGCGCUGCCUACGCCCUUGUCUCCUCCGUCGCUCUGUUUCAACUAAUAAGGAUUGAAUUGAGAGUGCCCGAAUAUGGUUGGACCACGCAGAAGGUUUUUCAUCUUAUGAACUUCAUUGUUAAUGGAGUACGAGCAAUUGUUUUCGGAUUUCACCAUCAAGUGUUUGCUUUGCACCCGAAGGUACUAGUAUUGGUCUUGUUGGAUCUUCCUGGACUGCUGUUCUUCUCUACGUACACACUUCUUGUUCUCUUCUGGGCAGAGAUAUAUCACCAGGCAAGAAGUUUACCAACAGAUAAGCUCAGGGUUGUUUAUAUUUCAGUCAAUGCUGCAAUGUAUUUUAUACAGGUUUGCAUCUGGAUAUACCUCUGGAUAGACGACAACAGUGUUGUGGAGUUCAUUGGAAAGAUAUUCAUUGCAGCUGUGUCAUUUGUGGCCGCACUAGGAUUUUUGAUAUACGGAGGAAGGUUAUUUUUCAUGCUGAGACGCUUCCCCAUUGAAUCUAAAGGGAGAAGGAAGAAACUUCACGAGGUUGGAUCUGUUACAGCCAUAUGUUUCACCUGCUUUCUUGUAAGAUGUUUUGUGGUUGUCCUAUCUGCUUUUGAUACAGAUGCAUCACUUGAUGUUUUGGAUCAUCCAAUUUUGAAUGUGAUCUAUUACAUGCUGGUUGAGAUCCUGCCUUCAGCGCUAGUCCUUUACAUCUUGCGCAAAUUGCCCCCGAAGAGAGUAUCAGCUCAGUAUCAUCCUAUCCGUUAG
Prunus armeniaca (apricot) is the source of this 873-nucleotide messenger RNA. The record is from the annotation of a GenBank genome assembly. Lineage: Eukaryota; Viridiplantae; Streptophyta; Magnoliopsida; Rosales; Rosaceae.